CAACUACAUCUUCAACAUGGACCGAGGCACGAUGAUCUUUUUGGCCCGCCUUGCCGAAGAAGCCGAGCGUUACGACGAAAUGGCAGAACAUAUGAAAGCCGUGGCCGUAAACUUUGAAGACGAACUAUCGACGGAGGAAGGCAAUUUGAUUGCUGUCGCGUUCAAGAACGAAAUUUCCAGCCGUCGGGCUGCGUGGCGAGUGAUGCGUGCGAUUGAAGCGAAGGUCGACGACCCUAAGAAGGCGGCUGCUAUCCAAUCGUACCGACAAAACAUUGAGCAAGAAGUGCGCGACUUGAGCCAGGAGAUGGUGGGCAUCCUCGACGAUCACAUUCUUCCCAAGGCGACCGCAGUGGAGGGCGAGGCGUUCUACCACAAGAUGAAAGGCGACUACUACCGAUACAUGGCCGAAAUAGACACCCAAAGCAACAGCGGAAGCGCCAAGCUCGCGCUGGCUAGCUAUGACAAGGCGUGGUCCCUCAUGACGACAGAGUUGCCCCCCACGCACCCCCUUCGGCUCGGGUUGGCCCUCAACUUCUCCGUGUUUUACUCGGACAUUAUGAACUCCCCCGACCGAGCUAUUCGACUGGCCAAACAGUCCUUUGACGAUGCCAUUGAAGAACUGGACGCCUUGUCAGAAGACAAUUACCGCGACACGACGCUGAUUAUGCAACUGCUUCGCGACAACGUCACGCUGUGGUCUGCGCAGGACGAGGAGUAGAAAGUAACAAAAAAAUACGAUGUUCCAGCGUCG
Aphanomyces astaci is the source of this 751-nucleotide messenger RNA. RefSeq lists its product as hypothetical. The transcript has a single exon. Gene Ontology annotation, biological process: signal transduction. The record is from RefSeq and is a predicted model, not a curated record. Bases 17 to 718 code for a protein of 233 amino acids. Gene Ontology annotation, cellular component: cytoplasm. Lineage: Eukaryota; Oomycota; Saprolegniomycetes; Saprolegniales; Verrucalvaceae.